CAGACUUGCAUUUUGUAUUGUUGGGAGACAUGGAUGAAGACGGAUGGCAUUGCCCCCUGGACAACAUUAAUUCAAUCAGAAAACAAGAUCAGCAAGAAUAGUCAGCUUGAAGGUAAGGUAAACAAGAUAAUCUGAACAUUUUACAGUACAGUGGAACCUUGUUUUAACGAACCUCUAUAUAACGAAGUCCUUGGUAUAACAAGCAAAUUAUCUUCCUAGCCCAAGUACUUGUGAAAUAUAUGAAAAGAACCUUGAUAUAGUGAAACCUUCUCAUGGCAAAUAUUUUUAUUGUCCGUUGCUCAGCCCCUCGUUACACCCGAGGUUCCACUGUAACAAAGUGUACAUAGUGUAUAAUUAUGUACCAUGCGUCAUGUAGUCCCUUAAACACAUUCACAUUAGGUACUUUUUUUUUCUUAUUGUCCUUUCAACAAUAUGUUCUCCAAUUCUAGUAGCAUUCUGUUGGCAUAAAUAUGUUUUUAGUCAGUUAGUUACUUAUUUGACAAUCAAAUAGGUAGUCAGUCAGUUAUGCAGUGUGUAUAUGUUCUAGUUCAAUUUGUUUUUUAGUUCGAAAUUUUUAAAGUGGUUUGAUUAUUGAUUUGUAUACCUGAAUAGGUUUUUUUCAAAUAUGUGACUUUUUCAUUUUACUCAAAUUGAGUAGCUCUCAUUUUACUGAUUAGGUUUAAGCCCUCAUUUUACUGAUUUAAAAGAUUUUCUGGUUAAAAUAAUUAAAACAAAAUGAUGUUGUCUGAAAGAACCAGGAAAUUGAUGUGCUGUUGACUGGCUAAUUUACAGUGUACAGGUCCCAUCUCACAAAUGUAUCUUUGUGUGACAGAAAUUGCAACUUGUAAACAAUUAAAGGAAGGUAUUGUCCUAAAUAUUUUACGAACGGUGUUCUCAAAUUAGAUGAUGUGUUGCCGGAAUAAAUAAAUAAUAUUAUAAUUUUCGGCUGUCAGACCUUUGCAGAGAACAUGCAAUCUUGAAGUUAUGAUUUCAUAGGCCAUGUGUUGUAUAUAGUGUGUCAAACUCUGUUCACUGCAAUCUUUAAUCUUGAAUUAUCAUAAUUGCCUAUAUCAAGCUAAUCAGCAAUGUGCGGUCAGUUAUGUACACGGAUGCCCAUAAUUAUUGAAAGCAAAAGUGAAAAUACAGAAAAUUUAACACUCACGCUCACAAAAUCUCACACUUGACAAAAAAUAGCAAGUCAAUUACAUAAUUAUGUACAGUUGUAACUCGUUAGUGAACCAACUACACAUAUGCUCAACAUAUAAUGAAAAGAUCAUCAGUGAGGUAAACUUGCUACAAAUACUUGAGUGAAAUGCAGUAACAGAGUCAGCAUAAACUAAACAUAAGUAGAGGACAAAGCAUUUCAAACUGGAAUUUUCUAACAAAACAAGAAGACGCCCGAAGGCGCUUACGCGGGAUGUGUGGGUUUCAGAAAGAAUUACGGGUAUGUUGGAUGGAAAUGGAAGUUGAGUAGUGUAUGCAACAGAUGUGUGCAGGAGAGACGGAGAUGUUCUGUUAAGGACUAAUACACUAGAAGAUGAGUUACACACAAGGGUUCCUUUGCUACUCAAACCAAAACUUACAUCAAUAUUACCACCAUAUAUGUUAGGAGUAUGGGGUAGUUCACUAAAAUUUGCAUUCCUUUACUAAUGUCCUCAAAAAAUGCACUUCCACAUUUAACAAUAGCGUGUAAUGUAUCAUACUUCCAAUAACUACAGGGCUGCAGGGAAGUGCUCUAGGGAAAAUUUCAGAGAGCCCUUUAGGCUCCCCAAGCAUUUUUAGCUGGGGUACCCGGGCCUCUAAGUUGGUCGCCCAAAUUAAUAAAUCAAUGAGCUGUUAGUUAAUUAUUAAACAUUAAACAAAUUAUUUUCUUAACAAGUCAAGCAGAAUUUUGUGAACAUUUUUUUCAUGAAAAAUCACAUCCCUUUGACCUCCUGAGCGUGCGAAAAAAAAAAACCCGCAUGUUGUCAUAUGAAAGUAAGUUUUCGCGCCAUAUGAGAAACAUGGACAACGCCGUCGAACAUUUCAUGUUUUUUAAAUAGAAAAAUAAAUUUGGGGUAAAAAAUAAGGGCACUAUUCUUUUUACUAAUCAUUUUGAUUUAGGUCAGGAGCUCCUGUUUAGGUUGAAAAGAAAAUUUGCUUGUUAAGAUUGACUGAGAUCGCGUGGAGCUUUCCAGGAAAACUGUUAAUUUUUGCUGGGUAUGUGCCGCUGGCCUCUCAGAACCCCUACCCCAUUAUAGUCUUUUCUGUGGCCAAUAUUGUAGACCCCAUAUUAGUCACUCUUGGGGAAAUAUGUAAUUUUUGCGAUCCCAAGUUAGUCACUUUCUAUUUAUGUAUCUACCUUAUCAAUCCUUUAAAUAGGUCAUCAAGAAAUGAAUUGACCUAUUUUUUUAAUAAAUUGAAUGAAGAACACUUUACUUUUCACCCGCUGUACAAAUAUCCUGAUAGGUUUGCUAACCGUAAAUAUGAACAGCUCUCUUACCCCAAAAAUCCGAAAAUGUGCGACCCCAUUCUAGUAACUCUUUUGAAAAUGCAACCCCAUUAAUGUUCAAUCUAGUCGUGAAAAUGCGACCCCAUCCAGCGGCACAUCCCUAUUAGCCUCUUUAUAAGGAAGUGCCCCCCCCCCCACCGGGGGCCGCCCCAAAACUGUUAUCUCUUUUGAAUAGAUCAUCUUGUUGUAAAGUCGUCUUUUAAGCACAAAACAGAAGUAUUUUCUUUCUAUAUUAUCGGUGAAAUGUUCAGGACAAAUGUAGAUUCGGUUAGCUUUUGCGUAUUUAUUUUUAGUACGUGAUACGUAAUGCCUUGUCACGACACGAAAGACAAUGCGGGAUUUUAUAGAUUUAUACCCCCUUUACACCCGAUUCUAGAACAAUCACAAUUAUAAUAGUCGUCUCUUUUCUUUUUUAUGCAUCGUAUUUUACUGGAAUAACAAUCUUAGUUAUGUUUUAUCCUCGCAGACACAGCAGUCAAAAAAGGUAAAAAUAUUUAAAGAACAUAGAAGACCGACUCCCUUGUUUAUUCAGCGAUUUUUCAAAAUACAAAACUAUUGUUUUUGCGUCGUCCCGACCGUACUUCACGCCUGUCAGAGCAAAAGUAACAACUUGUUUUGAAAAACUAACUAAUGAACAAUCCUAAUUUGAAGAAAAAAUUUCAAUGUUACUAUGAAAAGCUGUUACUAUCGAAAACUGUGCAGCUUGUCACGUUCAUAGUCAAGGAUUAUGUUACAUGUGAAUUCACGUGAAACGACCUUUGAACAUCAACGCGUGCCCGCUGCCCGAUUUAACAACAUUUUCCUAAAGCUUUUUGAUAGACAUGCUACUUAUUGCUACUUACAGAGUCGACCUCAAGAGUUUCUUAGCGAGAGGAGCGUUCUUUUUAGGCCGCGAAGCCAGACAACAGAUUUUGGUUUUGGAUGUUAUAUACCCUAUUUUCACAAAUUGUCGUCACCCAUCUAGAUACAAUUGAAACCAAGCCAUGCAGUCUGGGCUGGCACUGUACACUGAUAAUUUCUUCAGUGAUAGAUUGUGAUAGAUUAUGUCGAAAACUUUAUGGAAAUCAACAAAUUAAUACUAGUCCCUUGAGUUCAUCAUUAUCCAUUUUAAACAAAAUUUUUUCCAUGAUUGUGAUAAGUGCCAUUUUAGUGGAAUUACCAGAAUGGAAGGCUGAUUGUAAUUAUUUAUAUACCAAAUUGUUCCUCUUGAAGAUAUUUUAAUAGCAACUUUGCUACAUAUUUUCGAGUAUUUUAGAUAGGAUUGACAGCACUGAUAUGGGUCGAUAGUUCUCUCUAAGAAGAUAGUGACAACUUGGAUGACUAAGAUAACAAGCAUGACUAGGAUAAUAAGAAUGCGGUCAGUAUAAAAUGCGGACUGCAGACUGUGGACUGCAGACCAUGGACUGUGGACUGGGUAUAAAAUAUGGAGUAGGUAUAAAAUGGGGACUAGAGACUACAGGCUGACUAUAAAACAUGGACACACAUAAAACAAAAACAACUGACUGUGUAUAUAUUUAUACAGCUUUAGAAAGGUAAGACUGAGCUGAGAAACGGAUAGGUGACUAGCAUAAAACAGUAGUCCCAGCUCCUUGCCUCACACACAAACAUUUCUUUGGCUGGUCAUAAUGAUGAUAUUAAAUAGAUUGCAUUGUCAUGUAUGUUAAGCCACACGUAUAUUGUGACUACCCAACUAUGAAUAAAGACUCUUAUUAUUAUUAUACAGUCUAUUCUUCCCAAUGUCAGUGUGGAGAAGGAAAGCAUACUGCAUGGGCAAGGAAGGUUAUGCCGCUACUCAAGCCAAUUGAAAAUGAAACUUUGAAUUUUAUAAAAAGGAGGAGUUAGAAGAGAAUUCAAUUUAUAGUUUUAAACCAAUAGAAGAUGUGAAACUGUGAAGCACCGAGCAAAAAAAAUAGUAUUGAUGUUAGUGAGAGUAAAAUUCCUAUAGAUGCCACAAUUCCCUUUUAAAGCCUUGGGGAUAUGAGGAAAUGGAGAACCCAGACAAGAAGGUCAAUAUAGGGGCAUUCUGUGAUGCAAAAAAGCUGUAUUUAGGGGGUAGGGGUUACUGACCUAUAUAUACGUGAAUAAUAGGCCUUAUUGCGGUUUUCGACGCCAUCUUGAUGAGUAGGCCAACGCAUGAGAAAUUACGGUGUUUUUAUGGGAAUCUAAUGUCAAAUAAUUUCCGUAAAACGGCUGUUCUGAAAAAAAUAUUCUAAUCUGUAAAAUAAAGCUACACAGCAAAGGAUUUUACUAUAAAAUUGUGGGGGCCGUUACUCUACUUAAAUUUCUCCAGACGCUUGCUUUAGAUUUUCCAUUAUUUGUCUGCAAUUUUUCCUGGGAAAUGUAUAGAAAAUUUUAUAAAUUGUUGCAAGCGCAUGUAGCUGCAUGUAACGACCUUGUAUUUUUGAAGUAGAAUCAUUAGGAGUGAAGCAUUAGUUUACAAUUCAUAUUUUUUUCAGAACAGCCGUUUUACUAGCCUCCCACACAGGCGUUUUUAGGAGAGCUCGUUUUUCAUCCAUCCCCACAAACGCCUGCUCAACUGAAGCCAACAUUCCUUUCCCAUUCUUACCCAAUCACAUUGUACUUUCCAAAUUCUAGAAAGUUGACCUUGACCGCAAGGUAAUCUGAUAAUUACUGGAUCUGCAUGAAACACUGGAAGAACUUUCUGACCUCUAAUAAAUGUUAUAUUCAGGGUGGCAAAAUAAGAUUUUGUCAAAUUUUAGAAAACUCCAUGCACUUCAUAACCUUAGCGAAGGAAAGAAAAGAAGGAAAACGGUAAUUCUAGGGUCAGGUUUUAGUCGCGUUUAGCCUGUCGACACUUUAUUGCACAACCGAUUAUUGGUCACUUACCACGCAAAUCAAACGAUGGGAAAGGAAUGUUGUUUUUGGCUGAGCAGGCGUUUGUGGGAAUUAUUGAUUUGGAUGACCAGGGAUGACUUGCGUGAUUUGGUUGGUUAGAAUGACUGGGAUGACUGUGAUGAAUGAGAUGUAGUAGCUGAAGUAGGGCACAAUUAUGCAAAUGUAGGGUGCUGUUGUUAGUGUAAAACUAUUUUUUAAACAAGAUAGUAGCUUGUUAAUGUAAUAAAUAACAACCAAUUUAUGAUUUUUACAACUUCCUGUUAUGUCAUUUCAUAAACAGUUUUUAUGUUUAAGUUUACAAUGUAACCUCUCCUUUAAUCAAGUAACCUGAAAAAGAUUUGGGUUUUAACGAUCUGGGGAGGGGGAUUUGGAAAAUUGUGUAUAGCUCUUUCUUCAAACGUCCUAGCUCUGCCCCUGUGUUUUAUUGCUGAAGGGUGUUAAUGUUUGCUAUCAUACUUGAGACAAGAGUUAAUUCUCCACCAUAGAGUUAAUGGUUUAAGAACAAGCAUUGUUUAGAUUUGGUCAUUAGACAUAAAGCAGAUAUUAUAUGUGAUAUCCAAACAUCUAAAAGUGAGUUUAAGAAAUGAGUGACAGCCAUUAGCUUUUAAGCUUUUGUGCCAUUAAAUGGAACGUUAUCAGUCCUGACAUUAUUUCAAAUCACCAUUUGUCAAGCUCAUUUUUUGUUUCCACUUCUUAAGUUCAAAUGGUUGAUUUUCUCCAUUUAGGAAAUGUUAAUAUACUUUCUUCAUGUUCAUAAUGUGUUUAUGGAUUGCAAGGAGUGUUGAGAUUUAUAGCAAGAAGUGGCAAGUCACAAGUUAUAAAAAUGGUUUGUUUAUUUUUUUUUUUCAGGCAGAAAAAAGACAACAAAUGAGGCAAGCUGGUCAGAGAUUAAUAUUUAAAUGGACUGCAUUCUUUGGAAGAGAGUCUGGAUUUAGAGGACAACAGCAUCACAGUUUAGGGAUUACAUCUGGUUAGGUACGCAGGAAUAAUUUUAUUAUUUGUAGCUACCUUUCUUCAUUACAGAGACUUGGUUUUACAUCACUCUGUCUAUGACCAGCCUGGGAGAUCACUAAGGGUGCUUUUCAUUUGUCAGAACUGACUGGCCAGACCAUUCCCAUUGCGAUGAGAAUUUCACUUUUAAUCAAACUAUUUCGUGAGAUAAGUCAAACAGUCAAUUCUCCUUCUAGCGGACACUGCAGGGACCUCAAGUUAGUUUCUUUAUUACCGAGAGUCUGUAAAAGCGAAAGUUUAUUUCAGGCAAAACAUCUGUAAUUCAUUUUUGCCUGUGAUUUUGCUGCUAUUCAUAUUAUCGGGGUGUGCGUUAUAGCAGGGUGUCUGUAAGGCAAGAAGGAGAUGAUUUUUCAGCAAAAACUCUUUGUAAGUUCUGAUUCAUUGUCAAAGUGACCAGUCUGGCCAAGGUCCAGCCAGGCAGUUCUGACUUUUGGAAAGUUUCCUGAGUGUGGGGUUAAGCUGGCUCAGGGUGUUUCUCUGAUAAGGAAGUGGACAUUUGCAGUGGUUAUAAUCACCCAGCUGUUGUUGUACAGCCAUUUUUUUUAUUAGUAAUUGGAGGCAGCAUGGCCAAGCAGGAGUGUAUAAUUAAGUAUUUAUUGUUAUUAUUAUUAUUAUUACUACUAUCUUAUUAACUUAAAAAAUUAAUGUUUCUUGAGAUACAUUAUAGUCAUCAGAAGCCAAUGUAAAGCUGUUGUCAGAUCACGAAAUUUAAAAAUUAUGCAAGUAUUAAAUGUUAAUACUGCCGGCAAUUCAUGUUGUUAAAAAUUUUUAGUGAAUUUUAAUUUUCAUUUAUUUAUUCUGUUAGGAAACGUUUUUGCAGAAAAAUAGACAUCCAUAAUAAUAGGUACUGUAGGGAGACUAAUAAUAUUCUUCCUUUCUACCUGACAGUCAAAUUUACCUGUAUUAUUUCUUGCAUGUCUGGCUAUUUAACAGGACCCCUCCCACUUGGUGAUGUUCCAGGAGAUUCUUUGCCCAUCACAAGUUGGAUAUCAAAAAUAUUUCUUCAAUUAAAGGGAUGACAUCUCAAGAAGCAGAGGGAUCAUGGUCCUCCAUUGGUGAUUCCUGGCAUUUCAGGUAUCAGUUUUUGUAACUUUCUUAACCAUUAUGAGACUACUACAUUUUGUUUAGGAUUUUUCCAGAGGUACACACAAUUCCAAAUCCCACUGUUUCCCCCUUUAAAGUAUCAAACCUUUUUCCGGCUCCUUCAUGAAAUCAUCCCACUCAUCCUACCAGUCCAACUUAUUCCAGUCAUCCUAUUCGUCCUAGUUAUCCAAGCCAACCCAAGCGUCCUAGUCAACCCAGUAGUUGCUGUCGUUGCAGUCACUUUAGUCAUCCAAGUCAUCCUAGUCACUCCUGUCUCCCCAGUUGUCCCAGUCAUCUUAGUCAGUCUAUUCUCACCUGUCAUCCCUGCCAUCCUAGCUAUGCCAGUCAACACAGUCAUCCCAGUCAUUGCAGUCAGUCUAAUUAUCCCACCCACCCUAGUUGUCCCAGUCAAUGAGGUCACCACUGUUGUGUCUGUCUCCUUAGUCAUCCCAGUCAACCCAUUCAUCCUAGUCAUCCCAGUCUCUGUAGUCAUCAUAGUUAUCCCAGCCAUCUCAGUCAUUCCAUUUAUCACAGUCACCCCAUUCAUCCCAGUCAUCCCUUUUAUUCAAAAUAUCCCUGUUAUCAGUUAUCCCAAUCACCCUAGUCAUCUCAGUUAUCUCAUUACCUCAUUCAUCCUAAUCAUCCCAGUAAUUCUACUUUUCUGUUUCAUCACAAUCAUCCCUGUCACUUGUUAUCUCAGUAAACCAAGUCAUCCUAUUCAUCGUAGUCUUGCCAAUUAUUGUCCUAGUUGUUGUAGUCAGUCAUCUUAUUAAUAUUCAUCCUAAUCAUGCAAGUCAUUCAAAGCAUCCCAGUCACCCUAGUUAUCCCAGUCAUCUCAGCCAUCCAAGUCAUCUCAUUAUUAUUCAUCCUUUUCAUCCUAAUCAUGCAAAUUAUCCCAGUCAUCCUGGUUAUCUCAGUUAUCCCAGUAACCGUAGUCAUCCAAGUCAUCUUAUUAUCCCACUCAAUCCACUCAUCCCAGUCAUCUUAUUCAUUCCCUUCAUCCUUGUCCUCCUAGUCAUUCCCUUCAUUCCAGGCAUCCAAAUCACUUCAGUCAUUCUAGCCAUUCUAGUCAUCCUUUUCAUCCCAGUCAUACCAGGCACCCUUGUCAUCUCAGUUAUCUCAUCAUCCUAGUUAUCCCAGUUUUUCUAGUUAUCCCUGUUAUCACAGUCAUCCCAGUCACCUAGUAAGUUAUCCUAAUCAUCCAAGUCACUCUUGUCAUCCCUGUCACCCCAGUUAUCCCAGUAAACCUAGUCCUCCUAGCCAUCCCAGUGAUCCUAGUCUUCCCAGUCAUCCCAGUUAUCCAAGCCAACCCAGUCACUCCAGUUAAUUACAAGAAUUGAAAGGACACAGAUUCUCUAAUUGCCUUUUUCCUGCACAAAUUUCUUACAUGAAUACACCUCAGGGUUCACAUGCACCUUGAAAGUCCUUGAAAAUUGCAGUCAGUGCUGGAAAGUUCUUGAAUUUCAGUGCUAACUUUAUCCAACCCAGAUCGUCAAGUGCUUAAAGGAGCAAACUGACCUUCAGGGUAAAAAUUAUUGCAGUCAUGUUGUGAAAGAACUAAAAAAGACAGACUUAAGUCUCUCAUUGGUAUUCUUGAAAAAUGCUGGAAUUUUUUUAUCAAAACAGGGUACAAACCCUGCAACCCUGUCAUCCUGUUUAUUCUAGCUAUCCUUGUUAUCCCAGUUUUCCCUGUCAUCCCAGUCAUCCUCUCGUCCUAGUUAUUCUAGUCAUAAUCAUCCCAGCUCAGUUAUCCCAGUAACUGUAGGACAGCAGACAUCAGAGGUAAGACAUGAGACAUCAGAUAUCAAACAUCGAAAAUCGGACGUCAGACGUUGGACAUGGGGCAUGGGAUGUGGAGCAUCAGACAUCAGACAUAUCUGACAGUGGGACAAAAAAUCUGACAAAAAAUCAGACAAAAAAUUUGACAAGAAAUUGAACAAGAAAAAUCGGACAAGAUAUGAGACAAACUAUCACACAAGAAAUCGGACAAAAAAUGGGACAAGACGUCAGGAAACAAAUCAGACAAUAAAUUGGACAAGAAAAUAGGACUAAAAAUCAAACAAAAUUGGACAAAAAUUGAACAGGAAAAAUCAGACGAAAAAUUGGACAAGAAAUUGAACAAAAAAUCGGAAGAAAAAUCGUACGUGGUACAUGGGUCAUAGGAAAAUGGACAUCAGACAUCGAAAAUGGGACAUCAGACAUGGGACAUUGGACAUUAGACAUUGGACAUUUAAUAGACAUUGGACAUUGAAAAUCGGACAUCAGUCGUCGGACAUUGGACACUGGACAUCUGAUAUCAGACAUCGAAAAUCGGACACCGGAUAUCUGACAUCAAAAAUCAGGCAUAGGACAUCAAACAUCGGAAUCAGAUAUUGGACAUAAGACAUCAGUCAUUGGACAUCAGACAUCGAAAAUUGGACAUCAGACAUGGACAUUGGACAUGGGAUAUAGAACAUGGAACAUUAGACAUCGGACUAAAGACAUCAGAAAUUGGACAUAAGACAUCAGACAUCCAACAGUCAUACAAGAAAUGGGUCAAAAAAAUCGGACAAAAAAAAUCGGACAACAAGUUGACAAAAAAAAUUGGACAAAAAUUUGACAAGAAAUCAGGCAAAAAUAUCGGACAAAAAAGGAACAAAGAAAUCUGGCAAAAAUCGGACAAGAAAUCGGACAAAAUAUUGGACAAAUAAAUUUGGUGAAAAAUGUUUCAAGAAAUAAGACAAAAAAAUCGGACAACAAACAAUGGGACAAACAAUCGGACAAAAAAUCGCACAAGUAAUUGGACAUGAAAUCAGACAAAAAAUCGGACGAAAAAUUGGUCAAAAAAUAGGACAAAAAUUUGAGUAAGUAAUCGGACAAGAAUGCGGACAAAAAAAUGGAACAAAACAUCUUACAAGAAAUCAGACAAGAAAAAUCGUACAAAAAAAAUCAGACAAGAAAUGGAACAAAAAAUUUGGCAAAAAAUUGGACCAUAAAAUUCAGACGAAAAAUGUACAAACAAUAAGACAAACGAGCGGACAAGUAGUUGGACGAAGUCAGACAAUAAAAUGGGACAUGGGACAUCAGAGAUAGAAAAUCAAACAUUGGACAUCAGACAUCAGAUAUUAGGCAUCAGACAUUGGACAUGGGACAUCGGACAUGGAACAUCAGACAUCGGAUAUUAAACAUUAGAUAUGGGAGAUAAGACAUCAGACAUCAGAUAUUGGAGAUAAGACAUCAGACAUCAGAUAUUUGAGAUAAGACAUCAGACAUCUGACAGUUGGACAAGAAAUCGGACUAAAAAUAUCGGACAAAAAAUCAGUCAAAAAUAUCGGACAAGAAAUCUGUCAAAAAAAUUGGACAAAAAUGGGAAAAUAGGUCAGGGAAUAAAUCUUACCAGAAAUCAGACAAAAAAUUGGACAAGAAAAAUCAGGCAAAUAAUGGGACAAGAAAUUAGACAAUAAAUCAGGCAAAAAAUCAGAGAAAAAAAAUCAGACAUGAAAUCGGACAAAAAAAUAGUGGACAAGAAUUGGACAAAAAAGCGAACAAAAAAUCAGACCAAAAAAUCGAACAAAAAAUCGGACCCCAAAAAAAAGUGGGUUAAAAAUCUUACAAGAAAUUGGGAAAAAAAAUGAACAAGAAAUCGUACGAAAAAAUCAGAUGAGAAAUUGAACAAACGAUCAUACAAACAAUGAACAAAAAGUUGGACGUGAAAUUGGACAAAAAAUCGGAGGAAAGAUUGGCCAAAAAAUUGGAAAGAAAUUUGGACAAGAAAUGGGAGAAAAAGAAAAUGGGACAAAAAAUUGGCCAAAAAUAUUGAACAAAAAAUUGACAAAAAAUUGGUUCGAAAAAUCGCAGAAAACAUCAGAGAAGAAAUAAGACAAAAAGUGGAGCAGAAAAAUCCAAUAAGAAUGGGCUGAGGAGAAUAAAACUAACCUUUAUCGUUUGUAAGGUUUCUCAGGAUAAACUGAAUAAAAACAGUCGAAUUGGUAAGGUCAGUAAAAUCAGUUAAUAUACUCUGUUGUCUGCCAGCAUGUCAAGCAUGGGGCUAAAGGCUCAAACCUCCUACGAAGAGUACAUGAGAAUGCAUUCAAGAGUGCAUGCAUAAGCAACAUAAACAUCACUCUAGUCAACAUGACUUUCAAAACUGGUGCAAAAAGUAGUGCUACCAAUAUUCUGCAAAUUAAAAUUAAUUAGUUAAAAAAUGUAUACAUAUCUUCUGCAAGUUGCAGAAAGUUUCGACAGGUUCUUUGAAGAUCCAGGGUUAGUUGUCAUGGCAACCAAUGUUCUGUUCACAGUAAACCCAAUGUUUUACUUUUUAACAAGAGACAUAAUGGGGCUCUUGUUUCCAAAAUGUGCUUCUGACAUUUUUGCGUGUAUAAGUCAUCCUAUAUCAUCAUGUGAAAUAUUGGAAAUUUAAUGGUUACAGCAUGACUAUUGUCCACUGACAAAUCUGCCUCCAUGUGUUCCUGGAGUCAAUUUAAUAAAUCUUUUACAAGUGUAAUUUAGAAGUGUAGCCAUUGUUUUAGUGUCAGAAAACAAAAGCUACAAUUGCAAAUUAAUGUUCAAUGUUAAAUGUUUGUGGCGGCAGUGGCCUAGCAAUGAAUAGUAAAGAAACUUACAAAAUAUCAGUGCACUUGCAAAACUCUUGCACGUGCAUGAAUUUUGAGUUGUAAUCAACUUUUCAUUGCACAUGCAGAAAAUUGUUGGUAGUUGUUUUGGCUAAUUUUCUGAUAUCCUCAAUUUUGCUGCCUCUUCGUUUAGUGUUUUGGCUACUUUUAUAAAAAGGGAAAUUAUACAACAAAGCAUUUUUCUAAUAGUACAUUAAAAGUCAUAGACUCAAGUCUCUGAUUGGAAUCUUUGAAAAAUGGGAAAUGUGUCCUUGAAAAAAUAUCCUUAAAUGUUUUGUUCAAAAAAAUGUACACCCCCCCUGCAACCUAGUCAUUCCAGGCAGUCUAGUUAUCCCUGUCAUCCUCUCGUCCUAGUUAUUCUAAUAAUUUAUAGUCAUCCCAGUCAUCCUUGUUAUCUUAGUUAUCCUAGUAACCGUAGUCAUCCCAGUCAUCCUAGUAUCCCACUCAUUCCAGUCACUCUAGUCAUCUCAGUCACCCGAGUUAUCCCAGUCAUCCCAGUCAUCCUACUCAUCCUAUUCAUCCCAGUCAUACCAGACACCCUAGUCAUCACAGUAAUUCUACAUAUCCUUUUCAUCUCAGUCACUCCAGUCAUCUCAAUCAUCCUAGUUAUUCUAGUCAUCCCAGCAGCAUAAAUCAUCCCAGUCAUCCUGGUUAUCUCUCAGUUAUCUCAGUCAUCCAAGUCAUCCUAGUCAUCAGUUUUUCUAGUUAUCCCUGUCAUCACAGUUAUCCCAGUAAUCCCAGUCACCUAAGUCAUCCCAAUCAUCCAAGUCAUCCCAGUCAUCUGUGUCACCUCAGUCAUCCCAGUCAACCCAGUCCUCCUAGUCAUUCCAGUCAUCCAUAUCAUUUCCAGUCAUCCCAGUCACCCCAGCCAUCCUAUAUCCUAGUCUUCACAAUUAUCAUAUUCACCCUUGCCAUCCUAAUCAUCCCAGUCAUCCUGGUCACCCCAGUCACCUUAGUCAUCUUAGUCAUGCCAGUUACUCCAGUCAUCUUAGUCAUUCCAGUUAUCCCAGUCAUUCAAGUCACCCUAGUUACCUCAUUAGUCAUCUUAAUCAUUGCAGUCAGUCUUGCAGGCUUUUUUAGGGAUUCACAUGUGCACCAUGUGGUCAGGUAGCUUCACCCCUCCUAUGAAGUCAUUUACAUUUGUGACUCAAUCUUAGACGUUGAACUCAAAAAAUACCUACAUGCCAAAAGUCAGCAAGGAGUCGUAAAGAAGUUAACAAUUGAGUAAAAAUGAAUUCUUAUUUUUUUUCUCAGGCUGAAAAGAAGAGCGGAUUUGGCAAACUGGUCUGCAAUUCAUCAAUAGCAGGAGUUCAAAAGCCAACAGUGAAGAGGCUGGUAUCAUCAAAGUCAACUCAUUAUUAA
Molecule: messenger RNA, 13413 nt
Organism: Porites lobata
Lineage: Eukaryota; Metazoa; Cnidaria; Anthozoa; Scleractinia; Poritidae
Source: the annotation of a GenBank genome assembly